GGCAAAAGAAGAAAUCAAAUAUCGGCCAUAUGAAGAAAGAAGCAAUCCAACAAAAGUGUUGCGUAUUUUAAGUGAAACAUUUGGAGACAAAGAAGGAAUAACAGUCCUACAGAGAAAUUUCUUUGAGCGAAAACAGAUGGAAGGGGAGUCUUUACGAGAAUACAGUUACGCUCUGAUGAACCUCAUCAAGAAAAUUACGACGAAAAACACAGAUAUUAUUCCAAACCCUGAUUUGACCCUGUGUGAACAAUUUGCGCAAAAUGUGAAUGAUAUCUCAUUACGUAGAGAAUUAAAACGACUUAUUCGUCAACAGCCGGAUAUACAUUUUUUGGACUUCCGGGACGAAGCAAUAUUGUUUUCAGAGGAUGAAGAAAAGAACCGCUCAAAGUGCUCAACAGACAGACAUACUACAGAAAAACAGGCCGCUGAAUCUUCACAGAAGUCAGAGAAAACUACUCACGGAAUUGACAAAUACUUAGAAGUCAUACAACGGCAGGAACAAAACAUCGACAAUCUUACAAAGUUACUUGAACGGCAAACUGUAUCCAAAUCCAAAGAACAAUACCGAGUACCAUAUCCACAGUUAAACCGCCGCCGUUGCUAUACAUGUAAAAGCGAAAAUCAUAUCCAAAGAAACUGUCCACGAAAUCUCACUUCGGCAAAUUACCAACAAUCGGGAAAAUAGAUCCUGCUGAUGAGCAGAGUCCGACAUCAGUA
Magallana angulata is the source of this 717-nucleotide messenger RNA. RefSeq lists its product as uncharacterized. NCBI's taxonomy places the organism in Eukaryota, Metazoa, Mollusca, Bivalvia, Ostreida, Ostreidae. Gene Ontology annotation, molecular function: zinc ion binding; nucleic acid binding. The transcript has a single exon. The coding region runs from base 137 to 685 and encodes 182 amino acids. The record is from RefSeq and is a predicted model, not a curated record.